Daucus carota subsp. sativus is the source of this 1218-nucleotide messenger RNA. Its product is annotated as carbonic anhydrase, chloroplastic. Gene Ontology annotation, molecular function: zinc ion binding; carbonate dehydratase activity. The transcript is spliced from 9 exons. The record is from RefSeq and is a predicted model, not a curated record. NCBI's taxonomy places the organism in Eukaryota, Viridiplantae, Streptophyta, Magnoliopsida, Apiales, Apiaceae. Bases 42 to 1061 code for a protein of 339 amino acids. Gene Ontology annotation, biological process: carbon utilization.
AUUUAUAUAUAAAAGGAGAGCAGCGUAGUAUCAGUUGCACAAUGUCGAGUAUUACAAUUAACAAUUGGUGCUUCACCUCUGUCUCCCCUGCUCAAUCUUCUUCCAGCGUAGCAACUAAACAGCAUUUCCGCCCAUCUGUCUCCGCCAGACUAUCUUCCUCCUCCUCUUCUUCUUCCAACUCCGUCCCCAGCCUCAUCAGGAACGAGCCUGUUUUCGCGGCCCCUGCUCCCCUCAUCACCCCCGUCUUGAGAGAAGAAAUGGGAACAGAGUAUGAAGAGGCCAUUGCUGGACUCAAGAAGCUGAUCAGUGAGAAAGGAGAGCUUGGACCGGUUGCAGCAGCGAAGGUUGGUCAGAUAACAGCUGAGCUCAAGACACCUGAUGGCGGCAAAGCGUUUGAUUCUGUUGAGAGGCUCAAAACUGGUUUCAUCAAGUUCAAGAAGGAGAAAUACGUGACAAACCCAGCUUUGUACGAAGAACUCUCCAAAGGCCAGAGCCCCAAGUUUAUGGUAUUUGCAUGCUCCGACUCCCGUGUGUGCCCCUCGCACGUACUGGAUUUCCAGCCCGGUGAAGCAUUCGUUGUCCGUAACGUAGCCAACAUGGUCCCUCCCUUUGACAAGGAGAAACAUACAGGAGUUGGCUCUGCUGUUGAGUAUGCAGUGUUGCAUCUCAAGGUUUCCGAAAUCGUGGUUAUUGGACACAGCGCUUGUGGUGGUAUCAAGGGGCUCAUGUCCUUCACAUUUGAGGGACCCAGAUCUACCGAUUUCAUUGAAGACUGGGUCAAGAUCGGACUGCCUGCCAAGGCCAAAGUCACAGCAGAGCACGGUGACAAACCUUUCGGAGAUCAGUGUGCAUGCUGUGAGAAGGAAGCUGUGAAUGUAUCACUCAGCAACCUCUUGUCAUACCCAUUUGUGAGAGAUGGUUUGGUGAACAAAACCUUGGCGCUAAAGGGUGCUCACUACGACUUCGUGAAUGGAUCUUUCGAGCUAUGGGGACUCGACUUCAGCCUCUCUCCCCCAUCCUCCGUAAAAGAUGUCGCCACAAUACUGCACUGGAAGCUCUAAGGACAUGCUUAGAGAAUAGAGAUCAUACCUUGGACUCUAUUGGGUCAGACUGAAACGAAUAACUUGUUGAGACCAUAGUCUUUCUAAGUGUAUCAUGUUGCUAUUUCAAAUAUAAGCCACUCACUUAGCUCUUUCUAAGGGUUAAUUUUGAUCAGAA